Messenger RNA from Cadophora gregata, 3081 nucleotides. RefSeq lists its product as uncharacterized. The transcript has 5 exons. Gene Ontology annotation, biological process: pseudouridine synthesis. Bases 1 to 3081 code for a protein of 1026 amino acids. Gene Ontology annotation, molecular function: RNA binding; pseudouridine synthase activity. Gene Ontology annotation, cellular component: nucleus. The record is from RefSeq and is a predicted model, not a curated record. NCBI's taxonomy places the organism in Eukaryota, Fungi, Ascomycota, Leotiomycetes, Helotiales, Ploettnerulaceae.
AUGGCUAGCCCUUCCCACCCAGCCACCAUGGAGCCUCCAUUAAAAAAGCAGAGAACCUCUUCAGACUCUCUUCCUUCCUCCAACAACACCAGCGGCAGUGUAAUGGCAGCUCAGCCAACUUCAAGCACCGAACACAGCAAAGACUCCACAAUCACCAUGGACAAUCCAAUUCUUCCUGCCGCGACUCGAGCGGUUAUCUCCGAUACUGGUUUUCAGCCUGAGAAAGAAAUCGCCGUUGGUAUCACGCACUUUGUCAACAGCGAGAAUCCUGGUUUCCAAGGCGUUCUGAAGCAAAGAUAUACCGAUUUCUUGGUCAAUGAAGUCAUGCCAGAUGGCACAGUGGCGCACCUCACUGAUGACAAGGCAAUUGAUGCCAAAACCUUCAGGACGCCACAAAUCGCUCCGCAAGAACCAGUCCAGUCUCUUCACAAGGACGAGAAGGAGAAUGCUAAGAGUGAGCCAUCUUCGUCAACUGCUACCAAUGGUGGCGCCGAGAAGGACAAUGCUAUCAAGGAAGAGGUUGCAAUUGCGGCACCAAACCCAUCUCCCGCUGCUGUCAUGGCCGAUGCAGAGGGCGACGAGUCAAGCUUAGGCCACGUUGAGAGCACUGAUACCACUACCACCGCCUCAGUACAGACUCCCACAGCUAAGAACGAAGAAUCCAGUACUUCGAAAGAAGUCUCUAACGGAGUCUCUGGAGAUGCUGCUGCUGUAUCUGCCUUUGUCAUUUCCCCGGAUGACGAUAAGUUCCUUGCCGAAAACCUUGGUGCCAACAUCAAAGAUGAAAUUCUCAAGCUCCAUGCGCAAAUAUUAGCCAAGCCCAAUGCGAAAGCAGCAAGCUUCGGCUCAGUAACCUCUGCUCCAUUCACCAACAGAGUCCUUCGUGGCACCAUCCACCAAAAAACGAAGGAGAUAUUCAACUUCAAGUUGGACACCAAGUCAACCCAGAAUGGUGAAAUCGAGUUUUUUGCACGAGGAAGAGACCCAAGCUGGAACAACAACAAUCAACAAACAAACCAAAAUUCAAAGCCAAAUCCCCGCCAGAACAAACCGCAAGGUCAACCUUCUGGCAAGCUAGGAUGGGAAGAGCGUGGUGGUCAGUAUCUUCAUUUCAGCCUUUAUAAGGAAAAUAAGGACACAAUGGAGAUUGUCACCGGCUUGUCAAAGAGCUUACACAUCAAGGCGAAAGACUUCAACUUCGCUGGUACCAAGGAUCGUAGAGCUGUGACGGUUCAGCGAAUCAGUGUCUUUCGCCAGUUGGACACCACCCUCGCAAAAUUAAACCAGCAACUCUGGGGAAAUUCUGCUAUUGGCAACUACAAGUACGAGAAGCAUCCUCUCGAGCUUGGGGAACUGAAAGGCAACCAAUUCCACAUCACUUUGCGCGAUUGCCAUUUCGGUGACGAUGCAGGUUUAGAUGCAGAGACUAGGUUGCAGCUGGGCAGGAAAGUAGUUGGUGAGGCUGUCAAACACUUGCAACACCAUGGUUUCCUUAAUUACUUUGGUUUGCAGCGAUUUGGUACAUUCGGUAUCGGUACAGAUGAGAUUGGCCUCAAACUCCUCCAGAAUAACUUCAAGGCUGCAUGCGAUGCAAUCUUGGAGUACAAUGAGGAUGCUCUCUCGGCUAACGGCACCGAGCCAAACGACAAAGCUUCGAAGGAUGACUACAACCGCGCCAAGGCAAUCAAAAGCUACAGAAACGGCCGUCCUGCCCAUGAGGUUUUGGAUCUGAUGCCAAGAAAGUUCUCAGGCGAGAGUGCCGUUAUCAGACAUUUGUCCCAGCGAGGUCGUGACAAAGAUUACAGUGGCGCAAUCAUGUCUAUCCAUCGCAACUUGCGCACAAUGUACGUUCAUGCCUACCAAUCCUUGGUAUGGAACUUUGUCGCUAGUGAGCGCUGGAGCAGAUACGGCUCGAAGGUCACCGCUGGCGACUUGAUCAUCGUAGAUUCUAAGAAAGCUACUGAGGUCAAGGAGGAAAUUGAUGAGAGUGGAGAGGUCAUUGUCCAUGCAGCCGUUGAUGAUUCUUCUCUCACGCGCGAUGAUGUCUACGAGCGUGCCAGGCCACUAACAGCCGAAGAAGCUGAAAGUGGAAAGUUUACCAUCUUCGACAUCGUUCUCCCUACUCCAGGUUUCGAUAUUGAGUAUCCACAGAACGACAUUGGCGACUUUUACAAGCAGUUCAUGGGCAGUGAUCGUGGAGGUGGGCUUGAUCCAGCCAAUAUGCGUCGCAGCAUCAAGGACUUCAGUCUGUCCGGAAGCUACCGUAAACUUAUGGCAGGGUUGGGAGGUGAUUGUACCUUCGAUCUCAAAUUCUACAAGGACGAGAAGGAGCAAUUGGUCGAGACGGACCUAGAAAGGUUGAGAGUGUCUCAGGGAAAGCCUGCUCGUCCUGAACCAUACAGCCAUAAUAAUCGUCAAGAUAACCAGCGCGAAAACUUCGGCGGCCGAGGCGGUCGUGGAGGACGUGGAGGUCGUGGCGGUCGUGGAAGCAAUUCUAGAUACCCAGACCAACGUGAUGAAAUCGCCAUUGCGAAGGCUAGACAUGCGGAUAAUCCCAAUCUGGCUCUCUGGAAAAACGCUGGAAAGACAAUCCCAGCCGAAGAAGCAAUAGAAAACGCCGCUUACGACUUGGAGCGCGCCAACCGCGUACCCAGCAAUGAGCCCGUCAGCGCACCUGUCAUCAAGGAGACAUGGGUACAAACUGACCCAGAAAACUUCAAGAAGCGUACGGGUGUGAAGACGCAGAAGAUCAUUGGUGAUGACGAGGUCGACCUCCCUCUUUCGGAUAAGGAACCACAGUCUCCAAGUAGUAAGACCGAUGUUUCCACUGCUUCGCGCCUUACAGAGGCAGCACCAAAGCGCGGAGCCGAGGAGAUAUCAACUGCUCCUCCUUCACCAGCACAGUCUACCAAUGGCAAGGAUCAGGAAGCGCAGAAGGCGCCAGAGGAGCCUGAGCCAAUGAUCGCUGUGAUUGUGAAGUUCGCCCUUGGCUCAAGCCAAUACGCUACCAUGGCUCUUCGGGAGCUUAUGAAAGCAGGGGGAGUAAAGACGUACAAGCCUGACUUCAGUGGAGGAAGAUGA